Astrephomene gubernaculifera is the source of this 1135-nucleotide messenger RNA. Lineage: Eukaryota; Viridiplantae; Chlorophyta; Chlorophyceae; Chlamydomonadales; Astrephomenaceae. The record is from the annotation of a GenBank genome assembly.
CGCAUCAGCUGGUGCUAAGCAAUGCAUCAGAGUGGCUGGCAUCGCAGCUAGAGCGGUGCAGCAGCAGCACCGGCGCCUCAGAGCUCGGCUGCGGCGGCUUGCCAGCAGCAUCAACCUCCGAUCGCCGCCCCGUGCUGCGCAUCCCCCUUCCCAGCGAGGCUGAGGUCCCCAGCGCUCGCUCCGCCAUCCGCUUCGCCUACACCGGCGAUGUAGACGCCGCCAGCAUUCGGGAGGCCCUGCAGGUGCGGCGGCAGGCGGUGCGCCUGCAGAUCAAGGGCUGCACCGCCGCCUGUGAUGACAUCAUACAGGCAAAGCUAAGCGCCGCCGCCGCUGCUACUGCCGGCGCUGUUUCCGGAGCUAGCAGCAGCCAGCAGGCAGGCGGUAGCAGUAGCAAUGCCGCCGCUGGCGGCGGCGGCGCGGGAGGCAAUAGCAGCCGCGGGAUCUCGGCCCAGCAGCUUCCGGCGGUGCUAGAGCUCUAUGCGUGUGAGGCGCUGUGGCCUGAUUCCUGCAAGAACAACGGCGGCGGAGCAGACGCUGACGACGGCCCUAGCUUCGCCGCCAUUCUAGAGGCCGCCAAGCCGCAGCUUGUGUCGUACUUUGGCGACGCGCUGCGGGUCCUCAACACGCCCCCCCUCCGUCAGCAGCUGCUGGCUCUGCCGGCGGUGGCGGUGGAGGCGCUGCUCGAGUCGGACAGCUUCGGCACCGAUAGCGAGUCCAGCGUGCUGCUGCUUCUGGCCGCCUGGAUGAAGGUCAACUACGGCAAGACGGACACGGCAACGCGCAAGCGGCUGUGCCGGCAGGUGCGUCUCGUGCAGCUCAGCAGGCCCUACCUGGGCUUCAUCCUACCCGCGCUCGCCCGGGACCACGAGCUCAGCCCGCAGCUGCCCGCCGGCUGGUUCCCCAUCAGCGUCACCGAAGCCGCCUUCAUCGCCCAUGUUGCCGGCGCACCUUCGGAGCAUGAACGCACGGAGCUCCUGAAGGGAGCUUUUGACUUUUACGACGUCUUCCAACCUUCGUACAAUACGACAGCGCGCACGCAGAGCCUGCCGCCCCGCGACCUAACCUGCUGUUGGCAUGUUCCCCAACGGCUGCUGGAGCGAGCGUUAGCCGGGCUGCAUCCCGGCGGUACCGUGAG